Messenger RNA from Lates calcarifer (barramundi perch), 918 nucleotides. RefSeq names its product thioredoxin-related transmembrane protein 2-B. The transcript is spliced from 7 exons. The coding region runs from base 132 to 890 and encodes 252 amino acids. Gene Ontology annotation, biological process: brain development. The record is from RefSeq and is a predicted model, not a curated record. Gene Ontology annotation, molecular function: disulfide oxidoreductase activity. Gene Ontology annotation, cellular component: membrane-bounded organelle. Lineage: Eukaryota; Metazoa; Chordata; Actinopteri; Centropomidae.
UGCCUUCCUUUACGCACCAAGCUACUUGUCAUCGUGCUAAUCAUUUUAAGCUAACGGGUCCAUCACCGGGAGGCUGCGUCUUGUCGUGGUUUAUUUCCCGUUUUAGUGGUAGUAGGAUUAUUAAUUAGAAAAUGGCUCUACUGACGCCGUUGUUCGCUUUCCUGUAUCACCUGCCGCAGGUGUACAAGUGGCUACUGAAGCCCUACUAUGUAGCUUCUCUCUUCAUGUCUGUAGCCUUUCUAGCUGUUCGCAAGACGCCUGGCAUCUGCGACCAUCUGGCCACACAGCGAGAGGACGGCAACUCCUGCGACUUCGACUGGAGAGAGGUGGAGAUUCUCAUGUUUCUCAGUGCCAUCGUUAUGAUGACAGAACAGCGAGCAAUAACGGUGGAGCAACAUGUGGGCAAUAUCAUCCUGUUCAGCAAAGUGGCCAAUGUCAUCCUGUUCUUCAGACUCGACAUCAGGAUGGGAUUGCUCUACCUGACACUCUGCAUAGUGUUUUUGAUGACCUGUAAGCCUCCUCUGUACAUGGGGCCAGAGUACAUCAAAUACUUCAGUGACAAAACCAUUGAUGAUGAGCUGGACAGAGACAGUCGUGUGACAUGGAUUGUUGAAUUUUUUGCCAACUGGUCUCCAGAGUGCCAGUCCUUUGCAUCUGUCUACGCUGAUCUCUCUCUAAAAUAUAACUGCGCUGGCCUCAAGUUUGGCAAAGUGGACAUAGGACGUUACGGAGAGGUUUUCCAAGAAGUAAGACAGUACAAGGUGUCUGCAUCUCCACUGUCCAAGCAGCUUCCCUCUCUGGUGUUGUUCCAGGGAGGGAAGGAGGUGAUGCGACGCCCCCAGGUGGACAAGAAAGGGAGAGCCGUAUCCUGGAGCUUCACUGAGGUCUGACUGCACAGUAUGCUGUAGAUAUGUGGCU